GGCUGAUAGUUUAUAACCUUGCCAAGCUCCACCUGCCUUAGAGACAGAGUUAGGCAGAGGAGCUUGUCUGUAAAUAACAAGGUGCUACUUUCAAGUUUAACCAGCGCCUUGGCCCUCCUUGAGAAAGGCUUGUGCCUGUCAGUCUCUGGGCUCACAUUCUUACACCUGCCCCUUUGGAAAGAUUCACUUGCCAAGUCCCCCAGGAGAAUCCCUGUGGUGAAGGGAACUUACCCACCUAUGGGAGAAGGCCUGGAAAUAGUCAGAAACUUGGGCACAGGGCUGCAAGCAGGAGUUUUGAGUCUGUCUUUAGCAAAUACCUAUUGCAGGUCCAGUCAACCAGCUGCUAAAACAUGAAACACAACCACACACCAGUUGGUGCUUCUGCCCUCCCAGAAAUCACCAGCAAGCUGAGAUUGCUGUCUCACUGGCCAUACACCAUCUAGAAUCACUUGGGAUGCUUUUACAGCCCUUCAAACCCCUACCCUUGGAUCUUACUGCAGACCUGUUGAAUCAGUCAGGUCACUGAGAGUGUACCAGCGACUUUUAAAAACAGGUCAUUCUAAUGUGUAGCCUGGGUUGAAAAUCACUGCUCUGGCCCAUUUAGGAACUUAGGGAAGAUGUCCCAAGCCUGUGUGUGAUGGAGACCCUCUCAUCUAGUACAGGAGUUUGUCUUUAUUCAGCUAGGAUGAGUAUGGGACUUGUGGCAGCAUACAAAGCAUGAACAAGGGCUGCGAGAUAGCAGUGUUCCCAAGGAGAAAUAAAGUGGCCAUGGAAAUGAAAAACAUGACAAUUUGGGUGUGUGUCAGAGGCAGAAACAGGAAUCAAGGAUGAGUUGGGGUGGUUUGUUUUGGUUUUUGUUUUUUGCUGAGUUGAGGAACUCUGGCAAAGGCAGGGGUGAGGAGAAGUGAAGAAUUAAAAGGAGUAGGAAAGUGAGUUAAAUGUUGGCCAUGUCUGGUUGAAAUGUUUAUUGGACAUCCAAAUGAAGAUACUGAUACACUGAAUUUGAUCUCAAGGAGGAGGUCAGAUGGAAGCCUUGGAUCUAAGAUUGCAAGUUCACCUGCCACUACCGCUGCCGCGCGCUCGUCUCCCUAGACUGCUGCGGGCCCCGGGACCUGGGCUGGGAACCGGCGCUGGAGCGGGACACGAAUGUGGAUGAGCCCGUGGAGUGGGAGACACCUGACCUUUCUCAAGCUGAGAUUGAGCAGAAGAUCAAGGAGUACAAUGGCCAGAUCAACAGCAACUUGUUCAUGAGCCUGAACAAGGAUGGCUCCUACACAGGCUUCAUCAAGGUUCAACUGAAGCUGGUGCGCCCUGUCUCCGUUCCCUCCAGCAAGAAGCCACCCUCCCUGCAGGAUGCCCGGCGCGGCCCAGGGCGGGGCACAGCUGUGAAACGCCGCACCUCCUUCUACCUGCCCAAGGAUGCUGUCAAGCACCUGCACGUGUUGUCACGCACACGGGCACGCGAGGUCAUUGAGGCCCUGUUGCGCAAGUUCCUGGUGGUGGAUGACCCUCGCAAGUUUGCACUCUUUGAGCGAGCUGAGCGCCAGGGCCAAGUGUACCUCCGGAAGCUGUCAGAUGAUGAGCAGCCCCUACGCCUCCGGCUCCUUGCAGGGCCCAGUGAGAAGGCCCUAAGCUUUGUGUUGAAGGAGAAUGACUCUGGGGAGGUGAACUGGGACGCUUUCAGCAUGCCUGAGCUACACAACUUUCUGCGCAUCCUGCAGCGGGAAGAAGAGGAACACCUCCGCCAGAUCCUGCAGAAGUACUCCUAUUGUCGCCAGAAGAUUCAGGAAGCCCUGCACGCCUGCCCCCUGGGGUGACCUCUUGUACCCCGGGGUGGAAGGAGGAGAGUAGGCAGCGCUAAGGGCGUGCCGUGUGAGUGUGCAAAGGCCCCUGUGGCCUGAGGAAUGAGUGUGCAUGGAGGCCCUCUCUUGCUGGGGGGAACGAGCCCAGAGAACAGCGAAGGAGCUGGCCCCCUGUGUCCACCAGUGGGUGGAGCAGAGCAUGACUCUUCACCCUUCUGCCUGUCGUGUACUGGGUCAUGGUGGGCCAGGGUUGCCCUGGGAAGCUGCUCCAGGCUUGCAGCAGGGGUAGAGGAGACAGAAGUCUCUUUAAAUUUGUCUCAGAUUUGAGAAUCUUGGAGACUGUACAAACAGAAUAGGGUCGUUUGCAGGGAUGAGGGCCCUUGUCUAUGCAGAACGGUUGUGUGAUUUGGGUCUUGGAUGGGGGAGGGGGGUGUCUCAGGAUAGCCCUAUCAGAACCAAGGGUGGGUGUUCAAGAUAAGACAGGCAUCAAGGAAGAGUCUAGGGUUCCCUCUCCAGCACCCUCUGACCCCUCACACACCUUCAGGUCAGGGAGUGCUGGCUAAGGGUGCAGCAAUAGUGCCUCUGCCUCCUCCAAGGAGGAUGUCCCUGGGCCAGGCUCUCUGUGAAUGUGGGCACUGGCCCAGGUGUCUGUGCCUUGUUUGCCAGUCAAAGCCAGGGUCUUUCCCUUGGGUAUUUUUGAUGAUGUGUGCGAAUGUAUGUACUAUUUUGUGGCCUCAGCUGAAUGCCUCCUGUGGGGAAAGGGGUGGGGGUAAUAGUCAUCAGGGCCUGGGGUCUGAGAAAAUUGGCUAAAUAAAGAUUUAAGAAUUCU
Molecule: messenger RNA, 2631 nt
Organism: Cervus elaphus (red deer)
Lineage: Eukaryota; Metazoa; Chordata; Mammalia; Artiodactyla; Cervidae
Gene: RASSF1
Product: Ras association domain family member 1
Exons: 6
Coding region: 1248-1817 (189 amino acids)
Biological process (GO): Ras protein signal transduction
Cellular component (GO): nucleus; microtubule cytoskeleton
Source: RefSeq, a predicted model, not a curated record